This is a messenger RNA of Caenorhabditis briggsae, 1146 nucleotides long. NCBI's taxonomy places the organism in Eukaryota, Metazoa, Nematoda, Chromadorea, Rhabditida, Rhabditidae. The transcript is spliced from 7 exons. The coding region runs from base 1 to 1146 and encodes 381 amino acids. Gene Ontology annotation, cellular component: cytoplasm. The record is from RefSeq and is a predicted model, not a curated record.
AUGCUUAGAGACCAAUGUGCAGCUCUCGUUGAGCUGUACGACAAGAAAAUCAUGAAUUCUUUGGAAGCGAUUUUCCAUGACAAGGAGAAGGUGAGUAUAAUUCAUUCCUCGACUACAAAAGCUCAGCCAGAAUGUGUUAACCGAAAACCCGAUGAUUCUGAAAAUCGAGAGCUAUAUCGUGGAGAACAAUCAAGACAAUCAAAAUUCGAGAACAACACGGAAGGAAAUGAAGAAUCGACGGCUUCUAGAAGUGAGCAACUGGAAAAGUUGGCGCAGUUUUCAAACGGAACUGUUCGAGUCCUCGUUUCUACUUCUGUUGCUGAAGAGGGAUUGGAUGUAUCUGCAUGCAACCUGGUUAUCAAAUAUAACUAUUCCACAAAUGAGAUUGCACAUGUACAAAGAAGAGGUCGUGGUCGCGCCAGUGAUUCGAAAUCUAUCCUGAUCACGAAUGAUGAGUCUCUCAGAAAACAAGAAAUAGCUAAUAUGGAAAAAGAGAAACUGUGCGAAAAGGCCAUACAAUUGGCGCAAGAGAAUAUCAGCGAGUUUCAGCUUUUGAUUAAUCGGAAAAGUGAUGAAAUUUGGCCACGAUUGCAGUCGGAGCGUACUGAGAAAAUACGAAUCGAUCGAAUGUUGGAACUGAAAAACUCAACAUACAGGAUUGUUUGUCGUAAAUGUGAUGGUCUACUUUGCACAAGUCAGGAUAUUUCGUCACGUCAGGAUAAUAUGUUUCUAGUGUGCAACCCGGAAUUCUGGAAGAUAGUUGUCAUUCUGCCCGUUCAGCCUAACGCAUACACAAGAGGAAGUAUCUUACACGCUGCUCCGAACUGUGGAUCUCCACUCGGACAGCUUGUGGUAGUUCCUGGAUGCGCAGAAAUGCCCGUUCUCGGGGCUAAAAAUAUCGUUCUUAUCGACGAGGCGGAUGGAAAACGAUCUAUUGUGAAUCAAUGGAAGGAGAUCCGAACCAAAUAUUUCAAGCCAAAACGUGUCACAGAACUAGAAGUGGCAGUAAUGCGCGAUGCUCGUUUGAAAAAAAUAACUUUUGAAGUUUCGGGACCACCCCCCCCAACCGACCUAGCGCCGAUUUUUCUACAAACCUUGAAGUGUUUCUUUCAUUUCCUUAGUGAAGAAUACUUCGCCUGCUCGUAG